Messenger RNA from Solenopsis invicta (red fire ant), 1839 nucleotides. It is a transcript of the gene Tasp1, whose product is annotated as threonine aspartase 1. Bases 490 to 1560 code for a protein of 356 amino acids. The transcript is spliced from 10 exons. NCBI's taxonomy places the organism in Eukaryota, Metazoa, Arthropoda, Insecta, Hymenoptera, Formicidae. The record is from RefSeq and is a predicted model, not a curated record. Gene Ontology annotation, molecular function: threonine-type endopeptidase activity. Gene Ontology annotation, biological process: protein maturation.
ACCGUGCAAGAAGUUCAGUUCUCUCGAAUAUGUACAAAGAACAAACCUUAUAUCCGUAUAAAAUAGUUCCGUAACUACGCGAACGUUUACGCAGGCAACUUCAGGGAGUAUCAACAUACUUGUGUUGUGGUGUUUCGCAGUCUUGCUUUGUUUUCGUUUCGUCUCAUGUGUUCAUUGGUGUUUAUGACGAUUCGGGCGUUGAAAUAAAACGCAAUGAAAGAUUUAUGCAUAUAUAACAAUUUGAGUUCUUAAGAAGGAGAAUCUUCAGUAUUGAAAGGCUUUACAAGACCCAAGUGAUUACAAUUAUAUAGUUAUAUAUUUGAAAGCUGACUUCUUCGAAAAUACCGGCGUCUUCGACUGCACCGCUACAAGUUUUGAGUAAAUAAAGUUGCAAAGAUUUUUGUAUCUUGAGAGAAAUAUAAAUUGGAAAAAUACAAAGAGAAUUUUGUAUUUCAACAGAAAUAUACUCGAAAAACAAGAUUCAGUCCCAUGAGUAAUAAGCAAGGAUUUAUUGCUGUACAUGUUGGUGCUGGACAGCACUCAGCAUCACUCAAAGAAAAGUAUCAAAAGUUAUGUCGUGAUGCGUGCAAAGUGGGAGCUCAAAGUUUGACCUCUAAUGGCAAUGCAUUAGAUGCAGUGGUUGAAACGGUAGUUGUAUUGGAAAAUUCUCCUAUGACAAAUGCUGGAUUUGGAUCAAAUCUCACAUUAAAUGGAACGGUAGAAUGUGACGCGAGUGUAAUGGAUGGCAGUAAUUUGCAGUAUGGUGCAGUCGGUGCGGUUAGUGGAAUAAAAAAUCCUGUUUUGUUAGCAAAGCGUUUGUGUGAGCAGCAGUCCUUUAAGUUUGCAUACGGCAGAAUCCCACCUAGCUUUUUAGUUGGAAAUGGUGCACAUAUUUGGGCACACGAAAUGGGUAUACAAAUUUUGCCACCAGAACAGUUAAUAUCAAUGAAAGCUCAAAAGAUAUACAGACUUUAUAAAAGAAAAGUAGAAAGUUGCAGUGCAGAGGCUCAAAAGUGUGCUAAGAAAAGGAUGGACACAGUAGGUGCAAUAUGUGUUGACAAUAAUGGAAAUAUCGCUGCGGCUUGCUCGAGUGGAGGUAUAAUCUUAAAAUAUCCUGGAAGAGUUGGACAGGCUGGAGUAUGGGGCUGUGGCACCUGGGCUUGCAAAGAUACUUCGUAUUCAGUAGGCACUAGUACUUCAGGUUGUGGAGAGCAUCUUGUGCGUACUUCGUUAGCGCGUACAGUCGCAGAAGCAAUUUCAAAUACGUCUUGUCCAACUACGAGUUUGCAUCGAGCGAUGAGCACAGAUUUUAUCGAUUCAAAGUUUCUCUAUGGACUUGAACAAAAACUCGGUGGUGUUAUCGCUGUACGAUACUCCCCACAAGAAGGAAUAGGCGAUUUUCUCUGGAGCCAUUCCACGAAUUCUAUGAUAAUAGGUUACAUGAAUACAUGUGAACGUGCACCAAUGAGUUACAUGUCGGCAUUACCAUCGCAUGAAGUAGGUAAGAAAGCUAUUGUCGAAGGUGUCUGCUUCAAACUAACAGGACUUGAUAAAGUUUAAAAAUGAUUAUGAUCUCAGAUGUAAAAAGCUUUUAUAAUUAUAAUAAUAAUUAUUAUUUAUAGCAUGAAAUAUUUUAUAUAUCAAUUUUUAUAUAAAGUUAUGUUAAUUUCAUGAAAUGCUGCCCAAUUGAAUAAUUUUACAAUGACCACAAUUUUCUACAGCAAACAAAAUUUUAUAUUACUGUAUACUGUAAAUUUUACAGUUAACUUGUGUAAAUACAAUGUUCUAUAAUUAUUAUUAGCAUGUGUAAAUAUAAUAAAUUCUGAUAACAGUUUGAAA